Mangifera indica (mango) is the source of this 1789-nucleotide messenger RNA. RefSeq names its product AAA-ATPase At4g30250-like. The coding region runs from base 103 to 1626 and encodes 507 amino acids. Gene Ontology annotation, molecular function: ATP hydrolysis activity; ATP binding. The record is from RefSeq and is a predicted model, not a curated record. NCBI's taxonomy places the organism in Eukaryota, Viridiplantae, Streptophyta, Magnoliopsida, Sapindales, Anacardiaceae. The transcript has a single exon.
UCUAAUUCUAUAUCUUCUAAAUUCCUCCCUUACAUAACUCAAUAUAUAGACAAAGACAAAGAAAAAUUCACAAUUCAUUUCUAUCAUCACCAUCAUCAUCAAAUGGAGAUAUUAUCUCAAUUGUGGUCAUUCCUGGGUCUUCUCACCGUCCUCCAAAACGUUUUACCUUCGCAACUUCUUUCUCUUCUCAGCUCUUCCUAUGAAUCUGUGCAAGAUCUCUUUACUCCCUACUCCUACUUUGAAAUCCCUGAGUUCAAUGGCUACUGUGGUGUCGACGUCAAUGAUCUCUACCACCAUGUCAAUGUCUACCUCAACUCUCUCAACUCAGCUGCUGCUCAGUGUCGCCGCCUCACUCUUUCUCGCUCUAAAUCUUCCAAAAAUAUUACUUUCACCGUUGCACCCAAUCACACUGUUCAUGACUCUUUCAAUGGCCAUACUGUCUCUUGGACUCACCAUGUCGACACAGUCCAAGACUCCUUAGAAGAAAAACGUAGCUUCACUCUCAAACUACCAAAGCGACACCGUCAAGCUCUUUUAUCUCCCUAUCUUGAUCAUGUUACUUCACAAGCUGAAGACUUUGAGCGUGUCUCUCGUGAAAGAAGACUCUUUACUAACAAUGGCCAUGCUUCCUACGAAUCAGGCUGGGUUUCAGUUCCAUUUCGUCAUCCUUCUACUUUUCAAACCUUGGCACUUGAACCUGAACUUAAAAAGCAGAUAAUGGACGAUUUAACAGCGUUUUCUAAUGGCAAAGAGUUCUAUCACAGGGUUGGACGAGCUUGGAAACGUGGGUAUUUUCUUUAUGGGGUGCCGGGCUCUGGAAAAUCAAGUUUAAUUGCUGCCAUGGCUAACUACCUUUGCUAUGACGUAUAUGAUCUUGAGCUCACCAAAGUUACAGACAAUUCAGAGCUCAGAGCAUUGCUUAUACAAACAACAAACCGUUCAAUCAUUGUAAUCGAGGAUAUUGAUUGCUCGGUUGAUCUAACGGCUGAAAGAACGUCAAAGAGAAGAUCACAUUCACACCCGUCUAGAAAGCAGAUAGAGCCACGAUGUGAAGAUGGCGAAGAAAAUGGAAGGGUUACACUUUCAGGGCUGCUGAAUUUCACCGAUGGUCUAUGGUCCUGCUGUGGAGAAGAGAAGAUCAUAGUGUUCACCACAAAUCAUAGAGAGAAUGUGGAUCCAGCGCUGAUCAGAUGUGGGCGAAUGGAUGUCCAUGUAAACCUUGGGGUCUGCGGGGUGCACGCAUUCAAGGUGCUAGUGAAGAACUAUCUAGGAGUAGAUUACCAUGGAUUGUUUGAUGUGGCAGAGAGUUGCAUAAGGUCAGGCGGAGCCCUAACACCAGCUCAUAUUGGGGAGAUUUUACUGAGGAAUAGAGGCGAUGUUGAGAUGGCGAUGAAGGAAGUAGUAACAGCAAUGCAAGCUAAGAUUUUAGGAGGUGGGGUUCAGCGAGAGGUCAUAGAUUGUGAUGAUAUGAUGGUAGUAAGAUCGCCAGAGAGUUUAGGAUCUCCGGAGAACUGGGAUUCAUCGCCGGGAAAGAAUGGAGGGAAGAAGAGGUCAAACUCAAAGGGCAAUUUUUUGGUAAGGUUAAGAUCUUUAACCAAAUCUGAUUCUGGCAGAAGGGGUGUAUGACUUGUAAUUACGUUUAUUUGGUACUGAAAAUGUUUUUGGGUGUUCAAUUAGUUGGUUAGCCUUGCUCGUGUGGGGAGUCAGUUUUUCAGAUUUCUAUAUAAUCAAUGUAACAUUGGUGGGAAGAAAUUAACUAAUUAAAGUUUGAAGAUGUUUAAAUGUUGAA